Messenger RNA from Acaulospora colombiana, 1839 nucleotides. The record is from the annotation of a GenBank genome assembly. NCBI's taxonomy places the organism in Eukaryota, Fungi, Glomeromycota, Glomeromycetes, Diversisporales, Acaulosporaceae.
AUGUUGACUCGAAGUAACAUCUUUGGAAUUCCUGCCUUCAUGGAGCCACAGGUUUUUAUUGAUCCUCGCUAUAAGGAGAACCAAAGCAUGAUUUCUUUGAAAAUACUCGAAAAUGUACGAGAGAGACCAAUUUCUGGAACCCCUUUGUCUUUUAUUCAGAUCUACUCCCGAUGCUGGAAUACAACACCUUCAAAUCGCCCGACCGCGAUUCAAGUUCUUCUGCAAUUGCAUUCUUUGUCCCUGGAGCCCACUUACAACGGGUCCAUUGGAUCCGAUCAUUGGACGGUCAAUCUUGCCAGCCAUUCAAGUAGCGACCGAGAAAUUGAUUCGGAUAAUGUAUCAUUCGUGACUUCGAAUGACUCAAAAGAAGCAAUUAACAAUAGUAGUGAUAAUAAGAAUGACUCUUUUCCCAAUCGACAAACAUUUUCGCAAAUACCUUGCCACGACCAAAACAAUCACUAUCCGUCACCAUCAUCACCAAUUUCUCAACAAGAAAAAGAUCAUAAUAUACCAUUUAUGCCCAAUAAUUCAUUCAACAAUAGCCCACAAAAUUUGCCAUAUUCGCAAUGGAACCAUCCUCCUCAAAAUUGGUCAAACCAGAAUCAACGCUCGUUUCAUAGCAGAUCCCUCACCUCACCUAACUUGCCCGUAAAUCCUCUAGAUCUUCCAGAAAGUUCAUACGGUUUUACCAAAAAUCCACUUCCUUCUCUUAAUAGGGUUACUAAAUUUCCGCAAAAAAGCCCCGCACAUCCCUCGGAAACCUUGAAACAGGAUUAUCAACUUCUAUCAUCACAACAAGGUUACCCACCUCCACAAAAUCGAUUUCGAGCUUCUACUUUACCCUUACCUCAUUCAAAUGUACGCCGUGUAGUUAGGAGGUCUCACAAGAGCGUUGACUAUUCCGGAAUGAUACCAUGUUCUGAGCUCUGCGAGAACUAUAUCAAGGAUAAUCAAGAUAGCUCAAAUUUCGUUGGGUCCGAACAAUGUGAUGCGGGAAUACAUGUUGGGAUCGGUGAUGUGAUAGGAUUACAAUUUCAUCUGGAUUCAGGAGGGUCGGCGAGACGCAACUACGAUUACAAUUACACUUCGGAACCCUUGAUACACAUAGCAUCAGCUUACUGUGAAGGGAAAGUAUUAAUAAAGAUGCUAGAAACCCUAAAGGCCUAUGAGGCGGAUUUCAAAGCAACAAACAAAGAUCAGAAAACCGCCCUUCAUCGUUUAUUUAAUAACAUCGAGUUAAAAAUGGCAACGGAUAAAGAUAAAGUUAUUGAUAAUGUGAAGUAUACAAUAGAGACGAUAGAAAUGCUAUGCAAGAAUGCUUGUCCAAUCAACGCGCUUGACAAGCAUGGUAGGACGGUGCUUUCCUAUUAUUUGGCCGCCAACCCAGAAGGCAAACAGCCUGUAAUCCAAGCUCUACUGGAGCUGGGUGCAAAUCCAAACUUACCGUGCACUGUAAAGACAAUUUAUCAAACAUUCCACGCUCCCACUGCGUUGUUCCUGGUUAUACACUAUAAUUGGCCGAUAGAAGCCAUUAAAUUGUUGUUGGAGAAGGGCGCGGACGCACGGAUAUGGGACGAAGAAAAGAACAUUAAUAUAUUGUGUUUAGCGACGAAAGAAAGAAAGCCGGAGGUGAUGAAAUGGUUGUUGGAACACGUUUAUUGUUUGUCAGAACUUCGGAGCAUAAAGAUGGCCAGGCAAUCGAAGAUAUUGUUAGCGUGGCAAGCUGAUAUUGGUGGGUCGAAAAGAAAAUUGGCGAGGAUAAAUAAUUUGGAGAAUUAUUCUUCGUCACCCGAAAUUUCGUUUUCCCGACGUGGAAACGGAAGAACCGCAACCAAUUAG